AUGUCAUCAUUCUCAUCAGUCACCAGGACUGCUAAAUUAGCAACUCAAUCUUUGAAAUAUACUACCAGACCAUCAUUGGCUACAAUUGGUCAAUUUCAAACAUCAAAAAUCAUUUAUCGUGCCAAUUCCACACAAUCAACUCCUGUUCAAGAAAUCACUGUCAGAGAUGCUCUUAACCAAGCCUUAUCUGAAGAAUUAGACAGAGAUGAAGAUGUUUUCCUUAUGGGUGAAGAAGUUGCCCAAUAUAAUGGUGCUUAUAAAGUCAGUAGAGGAUUAUUGGACAAAUUUGGUGAAAAAAGAGUUAUUGAUACUCCAAUUACUGAAAUGGGAUUCACAGGAUUAGCUGUUGGUGCUGCUUUACAUGGUCUUAAACCAGUUUUGGAAUUUAUGACUUGGAAUUUUGCCAUGCAAGGUAUUGAUCAUAUUUUGAAUUCUGCUGCUAAAACUCUUUAUAUGUCUGGUGGUAAACAACCAUGUAAUAUAACUUUCCGUGGUCCAAAUGGUGCUGCUGCUGGGGUUGCUGCUCAACAUUCUCAAUGUUAUGCUGCAUGGUAUGGUUCAAUUCCUGGUUUAAAAGUUUUAUCUCCAUAUUCUGCUGAAGAUUAUAAAGGUUUACUUAAAGCUGCCAUCAGAGAUCCAAAUCCAGUUGUUUUCUUGGAAAAUGAAAUUGCUUAUGGUGAAACUUUCCAAGUUUCUAAAGAAUUCUCAUCUCCAGAUUUUAUUUUACCAAUUGGUAAAGCUAAAAUUGAAAAAGAAGGUACUGAUUUAACUAUUGUUGGUCAUAGUCGUGCCCUUAAAUUUGCCAUUGAAGCUGCAGAAAUUUUGGAAAAAGAUUUUGGAAUUAAAGCUGAAGUACUUAACUUGAGAUCAAUUAAACCAUUGGAUGUUCCAGCUAUUGUUGAUUCCGUCAAGAAAACUAAUCAUUUGGUCACCGUUGAAAAUGGGUUCCCAGGUUUUGGUGUUGGUUCAGAAAUUUGUGCUCAAAUCAUGGAAAGCGAAGCCUUUGAUUAUUUGGAUGCUCCAGUUGAAAGAGUUACUGGUUGUGAAGUUCCAACUCCAUAUGCUAAAGAAUUGGAAGAUUUUGCCUUCCCAGACACUGAAGUUAUCUUGAGAGCUUGUAAAAAAGUAUUAAGUUUGUAA
Molecule: messenger RNA, 1140 nt
Organism: Candida dubliniensis CD36
Lineage: Eukaryota; Fungi; Ascomycota; Pichiomycetes; Serinales; Debaryomycetaceae
Gene: PDB1
Product: pyruvate dehydrogenase (acetyl-transferring) subunit E1 beta
Exons: 1
Coding region: 1-1140 (379 amino acids)
Biological process (GO): pyruvate decarboxylation to acetyl-CoA
Molecular function (GO): pyruvate dehydrogenase (acetyl-transferring) activity
Source: RefSeq, a predicted model, not a curated record